CCGGGUGCCCGGCGCCCCACAGCGGCCGGGCAGGUCGCGCAGCCUCUGCAGAGCCCCGGGAAGCGCCCGGGCGAAGAGGAGGAGCCAGGGGCACCGAGCGGGUGGAGUCGGGAGCCUGAGAACGGUGGAGGCGGAUUUCCUGGGCCCGGCUCGGUGGGGCUACUAUGGCGUUUGGGAAGAGUCACCGGGAUCCCUAUGCGACUUCCGUGGGCCACCUCAUAGAAAAGGCUACAUUUGCUGGAGUUCAGACUGAAGAUUGGGGCCAGUUUAUGCACAUCUGUGACAUAAUUAACACUGCCCACGAUGGGCCAAAAGAUGCAGUAAAAGCUUUGAAGAAAAGGAUUUCCAAAAACUACAAUCAUAAAGAAAUCCAACUCACCUUGUCACUUAUUGACAUGUGCAUGCAGAACUGUGGUCCAAGUUUCCAGUCUCUGAUUGUGAAGAAGGAAUUCAUUAAAGAUAGUCUGGUUAAGCUGCUGAACCCCAGAUACACCUUGCCAUUAGACAUUCAAAAUAGAAUCUUGAAUUUCAUUAAGACUUGGUCGCAAGGUUUCCCAGGAGGCGUGGAUGUCAGCGAAGUGAAAGAAGUGUACCUCGACCUUCUUAAGAAAGGUGUUCAGUUUCCUCCCUCAGACGCAGAGGCUGAAACAGCAAGACAAGAGGCCACUCAGAUCUCCUCGAACCCACCAACAUCUGUUCCUACGGCACCAGCUCUUUCCUCUGUAAUUGUUCCCAAGAGCUCUACUCUUACGUUGGUCCCAGAACAGAUUGGAAAGUUGCACAGUGAAUUGGAUAUGGUGAAAAUGAAUGUGAGAGUGAUGUCCGCCAUAUUGACGGAGAAUAUUCCUGGGUCUGAAAACCCUGAAGACAUAGAGCUUCUCCAGAAACUUUAUAAGACAGGACGGGAGAUGCAGGAGAGGAUCAUGGACCUGCUCAUUGUGGUGGAGAAUGAAGAUGUAACCAUUGAGCUAAUUCAGGUGAACGAGGAUUUGAAUAACGCCCUCCUUGGAUGUGAGAGAUUCACUCGGAACCAACAAAGGAUUUUGGAGCAAAAUAGGAACCAGAGGGAAGAUGCCAAUACUACCAGUGAACCUUCUGCCCCCUCCUGUGAUCUCUUGGACCUUAGGCUUAGUCCUCCAAUGCCUAGGGCCACUCUGGGAGAACUCAACACCAUGAAUGCUCAGCUUUCAGACUUAAAUUUCAGCUCUCCAAGUCCUGUUGUAACAAACAACUUGAACCCCAGUCUUCAUCCACAGGUGGAUUUGCUAGCCUUGGAAAAUACAGAAACACCCCUGUUUGCCCAAAGGACCAGCCAAAACGUCACUUCAAGUCCUACAUAUGAAAGUUUUCCAGAAUAUUCAAAUUCAGUACUACAGCCAGUUAGUCUGCAGAGCAUUCCGGCAACACCAUCAAGCCAGAGACUACCUUCCCUGCCCAGCAAUCAUCCAGCAAUGCCAAAGAAUGAUCUCCAGCCACCCAAUUACUACGAGGUAAUGGAGUUUGAUCCCUUAGCUCCUCCUGUCACUACAGAAGCUGUUUAUGAAGAAAUUGAUAUUCAUCACCAGAAAGGAGCUCAAAGUCAUAGCGACUGUUGAGGUGAAAGUCGAUGACCAGCUCACUAACUACAUCAGCGGUGCCAACUCUCUAAAAGGUAGACCCUGUGCAGCUUUGAGGCACAGAAGACAAGACCUACCAGUACAUCAGAAGCUUGGUGUGGAACAUUUCUCCUCUGUAAUAAUGAAGCUUCACAGAAGAGUAACAGUUCCAGAGGAACAUUUAUGCUUCCGGGCCACAAUUUAAACUAUCUCAAAAGAACCUGGUUGUAACAUAUAUUCACUUAAAACUUCAGCAGAAGAAAAAAUCCAUUGUACUGAGGCCAACUAGUUUAAUGAUAGCAUCUUAGGUUUCACAGGGCUUCCUACCUUUAGAAAAGAAAUCCUCACACAGCUGUGAUAAGAGUAGAUGAAGAUUAUUUUAUUACAAAAUAAUUAUGAAGACUAUUGAGUGCCUUCAUUUAACUAAGUUGAAUGUAAAAGUCAAUUUGUACUUUUUAUAAAUGAUACUUGUUUAGAAUUAUGACUUGUAAAAGACUUCAUGAUUGUAGUUUGUAUUUCAGGUACCUUGAAGAGGCCACUGGACUCUAUUAAAGUUGCCUUUAAAUAUUCUUUAUAAUACUAGAUGAUCUUUUUUCUCCCCUUUUUACUGUAAUAUUUCUAUUUGGAACAAACACUACUAGAAAACAUUCAGAAUAAAUUAUGCAUUCAUUUAUGUCAUAAAUUACAAUGACAAAUUACUAUUAAAACAAUUUAAUAAAUCUUUUUUUCUUUACAGAGUUUGUUCAGAGAACUUCCGAUGUGAAUCUUCACAAUUCCACACUUACAUUUUAACAUUCAGGGACUUGAACUAUCACAGGAAAUGCUAUAAUACUAGUAAACAUAUUUGUGCAUUUUAUUUCACUUUCAUGAUGCCAAAAUUUCAAAAUAUUACUCAGAAUAUAAAAUAGCC
Messenger RNA from Ailuropoda melanoleuca (giant panda), 2505 nucleotides. It is a transcript of the gene TOM1L1, whose product is annotated as target of myb1 like 1 membrane trafficking protein. Gene Ontology annotation, biological process: signal transduction. The record is from RefSeq and is a predicted model, not a curated record. The transcript is spliced from 16 exons. Gene Ontology annotation, molecular function: ubiquitin binding; clathrin binding; phosphatidylinositol binding. Lineage: Eukaryota; Metazoa; Chordata; Mammalia; Carnivora; Ursidae. Gene Ontology annotation, cellular component: endosome; membrane. Bases 165 to 1595 code for a protein of 476 amino acids.